Molecule: messenger RNA, 1212 nt
Organism: Trichoplax adhaerens
Lineage: Eukaryota; Metazoa; Placozoa; Uniplacotomia; Trichoplacea; Trichoplacidae
Exons: 5
Coding region: 1-1212 (403 amino acids)
Biological process (GO): homophilic cell-cell adhesion
Cellular component (GO): membrane; cell-cell junction
Molecular function (GO): calcium ion binding
Source: RefSeq, a predicted model, not a curated record
AUGGCUUCUCUACAGUUUUAUGACAUCCAGCUACAAUCGAAUCAAAUUAACAAUUUAGCUAGUGGUUUAUCUUCCAUUUAUGCAUCCAAAGUAUAUCCAUAUCCUCGAUGUUUGUGUAAAGCUAACUCUCAAUUAGUACCAGACGCGUACAUUAUUUCCAGAUGCCUGAACGCAAGCACUGGAAAUUAUUUCGAUAGAAUUAAUCCCGAUUCGCAUCCAGCUGCUUAUGCUAAUGAUGGCAAUUUGAAUACAUUUUGGCUUGCCGCUAAUGGGACAUCAAGUGCAAAUCUUACUCUAAACUUAUUCAAUACUACAACUAUAACCUCUUUAACUAUUCAUUCCGUCUACCUACCAACAACCGUAGUCGUUGAGAAACUUUCAGCAUCAACUGGCCAAUGGCAAAUUCUACAACUCUUUGCCGAUAAUUGCCAAUUACGAUAUUCACAAGGAAAUAAUUCAAAAUUAGAAACAAUCAAUUCAAUAAAUUGCAUAGAAUUCGAUGAAAUGAAUAAGCAGACAGCCAAUUUCACCUUUUGGGCAGCAGAAGGAAGACCAUUUACCAACGAUGUUCAGUCCAUCGCUCAAUUGACUAAUUUUAGAUCUUCGAAUAGCACUCGUUUUCAAUUUCAAUAUUCCAAUAAUCAAUCUCAGACGUACUUUGGUAUUAAAGAAGUCAUCGUCAAUAGUGGCAAUAGCUACGAUCCUAUUUUCGUUAAUAGUACGUUGUAUUACCAAAUUGAAGAAAAUUUGCCAAACAAUACUUUGAUUGGGAAAAUUAUGGCCUAUGAUCCCGAUCAUGCUAAAGUUUAUUUCACCGCAGUAAAGAAUGAUCCAACGGAUACAACAUUCGGUUAUUUUAACAUUGAUACCAAUGAUGGCAACAUAACUACCAUAAAUAAUAUCGAUUAUGAAACAAUUCCCUCUAAUCCUUACAUUUUCAACGUUACUGCUCAUGAUUAUGGGAUAGAUAAUAGUCGUACUCAAACAAAGCAAUUAAUUAUCACUAUUGCCAAUGUACCAGAGACACCACAAUUUGUCAAUAUUAAUGGAACUCCAACUCAAGGAUAUCAGUUUGAGGUUAAUAAAAAAGUUUCUGAAGGAAGCGCAAUUGCAGCAGUGCAUGCAGUUGAUCCAGAUGGCUCUGGCACAGCAAUAUGCCAUUAUGAUAGGCAAAUGUUACUAGGAAAAGUUAAUUUCGGAACAAUGAUCUAG